CUUUGGUUGUGACGCAGUCAGCAUUAAGAUGGAAUGCAACCAAUGAGAUGCUAGUAACUGCCUGCAGCUCCGCGAAUAAGCUCGUCGAUAUUAGUGUAGAAAUCCAUACUUUCUACCCUUCCCUCUUAGUUUUUCGGCAAAUACUACAGGCAAAAGUUGCUGGGUCAUUGAAUCGUGUGAAGUUCUUUGUACCGGGUGGAGUCGAACGGUCGGACUUCUACCGAUUAGUGGUUCGAGCUCAGGACGACAAUGAAUCUUUUGAAGAGAUAAUACCGGGUGCACCUGAUCUAAGGAAUAUUUAUUUACAGACUGAUAAAACCGUUUAUAAACCAACUGACGCUGUUAAACUACGGGCCUUGCCACUUACCACAAGCGGAAAGUUGUACGGUGGAUCACUGGAUUUUGCACUUGUGAAUCCAGAUGGUUUUGAACUGAUACAUAAAAUUAGGCCGACUUCUAACAAUCGAUUUCUUGCCGUAGAAUUUCAAUUACCACAUCACUUGGCUUUUGGAGAAUGGAAAAUUGUGGCACGACCAGAUCGCCAAAAACAGCAUAUCUAUUCAAUUACAUUUCAAGUUCAGAAAUACGAGCUAUCACAAUUUCGUGUUCAUGUCCUGGCCAGAGAAACUGACGAUCUUGAUUUAUAUGAAAUAGAUGUGCUGGCAAGAUAUGCUAAUGGCCGGCAAAUAUCGGGAAAAGUAUCGAUUUGGUGCGAUUGCGAUGCGAACAAUAACAAAUCAGUGAUAUCAUCCGAUUCUGGGAAAUCAUUUCUGUGCAUCCUGAAGUCGUCCAAGCCGGCAAUAGUAACAGUAGCAACACUGAGUACAAACAAAGCCGCCGUGUAA
Messenger RNA from Loa loa (African eye worm), 845 nucleotides. RefSeq lists its product as hypothetical. The transcript is spliced from 7 exons. Gene Ontology annotation, molecular function: endopeptidase inhibitor activity. The coding region runs from base 48 to 845 and encodes 265 amino acids. The record is from RefSeq and is a predicted model, not a curated record. Lineage: Eukaryota; Metazoa; Nematoda; Chromadorea; Rhabditida; Onchocercidae.